Peromyscus californicus insignis is the source of this 2068-nucleotide messenger RNA. RefSeq names its product tetraspanin 18 (gene Tspan18). Bases 401 to 1147 code for a protein of 248 amino acids. The record is from RefSeq and is a predicted model, not a curated record. Gene Ontology annotation, cellular component: membrane. Lineage: Eukaryota; Metazoa; Chordata; Mammalia; Rodentia; Cricetidae. The transcript is spliced from 10 exons.
GCUGCAGCUGCCGCCGGCGUCUCAGGGGCUGCAGGCUGCAGGCGGACACAGCUCCGAGCUAUUCCGAAGCCCAGCAGCGCCAGGCCUCUCGGCCCCGGGCCCCCAGCGGGCGUCGCCGCUCCUCGUCGCCUAGCCCAGUGCCACCGUGCAGGAUUGCCGGCGCCCCGCAAGUUGCGAGCGCACUCUGCGCCCGGGGAAACUUUCCCCCGUGGCCGGGCCUCUGCCAGAGUUUGCCCUGAGGCCCAGCAUCGGGAGACUUCAAGGGGACCUCGGUGCCUCCCCAGGAAGAAAGACCACAGCUGGAAGAGGACAAGCUGGGCUGGUGAGAGACACACCUCAGUCCCUCUGACUAGGAGACUUCGUCCUGCUGACUCCCGGAAAGCUACCCAGACGGAACACCAUGGAGGGCGACUGUCUGAGCUGCAUGAAGUAUCUGAUGUUCGUUUUCAACUUCUUCGUAUUUCUGGGAGGAGCCUGCCUGCUGGGCGUUGGCAUCUGGGUCCUCGUGGAUCCCACUGGCUUCCGGGAGAUUGUGGCUACCAACCCCCUGCUGACCACCGGCGCCUACAUCGUCCUGGCCAUGGGUGGCCUACUGUUUCUUCUGGGCUUCCUGGGCUGCUGUGGGGCUGUCCGAGAGAACAGGUGUCUGCUGCUAUUUUUUUUCCUGUUUAUCCUGGUCAUCUUCCUGGUAGAGCUCUCAGCAGCCAUCCUGGCCUUCAUCUUCAGGGAACACCUCACCCGAGAGUUCUUCACCAAGGAGCUCACCAAGCACUACCAAGGCAAUAAUGACACGGACGUGUUCUCUGCCACCUGGAAUUCGGUCAUGAUCACAUUUGGCUGCUGUGGGGUCAACGGGCCCGAAGACUUCAAGAUGGCCUCAGUAUUUCGGCUGCUGACCUUCGACAGUGAGGAGGUGCCCAAGGCCUGCUGCCGGAGGGAACCCCAGACUCGGGAUGGGGUGCUGGUCAACAGAGAGGAAUGCCAGCUGGGAAGGAGUCCAUUCAUAAACAAACAGGGCUGUUACACAGUGAUCCUCAACACCUUUGAAACCUAUGUCUACCUGGCUGGGGCCUUUGCCAUUGGGGUGCUGGCUAUUGAGCUUUUCCUCAUGAUCUUUGCCAUGUGCCUCUUCCGGGGCAUCCAGUAGGCCAUGGUCUGAAGAUACCCAGCCCACCACUGUCCAGUAGCCAGCCCCCUCCCUUCCUUGUCCUCUGCCCCCAGGGGAGGAGGCAAAGCCAGCCCAGAUGGCCAGGAGCAUAGAGCUAAUUUUUAACAAACAAAACAAAACAAAGACAGAUGUGAACUAAAGAGGCCUCACCUUGGCUCCAAGGCAGGAGCUAUGGAUGUCGACAAGGACCUAGGGCUGGCCUGGGACCAGCUGUUCCUGAGACCAAAGGAUUAUCAGCCUCAGAGCCCCUGGGCCCUGUCAGACUGGAGUGUCCUCUGGCCUGGGCCCCCUUUCUUAACAUUUCCAGGAUCUGAGCACCCAGAAGGCAGAAACACACCCUGGAGGAUGAGCCAGAGCUCAGAGGCCCCAAGGAGACGCACUUUUCACAACCCAAGGACAGAAUCUGCAGCGCCAUCUGCUGGAGGACGAGGCUGUCCCUGCUCCUGGCGGGCUGAGGGUGGCUGAGUGUGGACACUGGAUCUGAAAGUGGCCGUCUUUGAUUUCCUCAUCUCUUGGAUCAAAGCCUCUCCUCGGCCCAGAAAAGGGCAGUGACCUGUCCACGGUCACACAGCACGUGCAUGACAAGGUCAUCUCUGGGCUGCUGUCACUCCAGCCAGGCCUCCCUCAGAUCUGCCUCAGCAUCCCAAUGUAAACUGGCCAGGAAUUGCCUGCACCAAGUUCUACAGCUGAGAAAAGUCCGUCCUGUGUCCACUCUGCCCUGCUGGUACCUCUACUAAGCCUACUGCCAUACAUCACCUGUCCCUGUGGGCCACACAACCCCCCUCUUCUCCCAGGUGGAAGACACCCCGGUAUUGUUCAUUUCUCCUUCUACCCAGAGCUGAGGCUUGAAUGUGUUCUUCAAGGUCCCUGCCAAGAAUCCCGCCCCCCCCCCCCCCCCCC